This is a messenger RNA of Oryza brachyantha (malo sina), 2280 nucleotides long. RefSeq names its product kinesin-like protein KIN-7L. Gene Ontology annotation, biological process: microtubule-based movement. The record is from RefSeq and is a predicted model, not a curated record. The transcript has 14 exons. Gene Ontology annotation, molecular function: microtubule motor activity; ATP binding; microtubule binding. Lineage: Eukaryota; Viridiplantae; Streptophyta; Magnoliopsida; Poales; Poaceae. Bases 1 to 1935 code for a protein of 644 amino acids.
AUGGAGAAGAUCUCCGUCGCCGUCCGCUUCCGCCCGCCGACCGCGUCCUCCGCCACGGCGGCGGCCGCGGCGGACCCCUCCGCCUCCUCCGGCGGCGACCGCGAGUGGCGCGUCGACGAUACCCGCAUCUGCCUCCUCCACCGCAACGGCCCCGUCCCCGGCGCCUCCUUCGCCUUCGACCACGUGUUCGACGGGGCGGCCACCAACGAGCGGAUCUACGGCGUGCUCGUGCGCUCCCUCAUCCGCGCGGCCGUCGACGGGUUCAACGGCACGGCGUUCGCCUACGGCCAGACCAGCAGCGGGAAGACCUUCACCAUGAACGGCUCCACCGACCAGCCCGGCAUCAUCCCGCUCGCCGUCCGCGACGUCUUCCGCACCGCGUGCGAGGCCGAGGACCGCGAGUUCCUCAUCAGGGUCUCCUACAUGGAGAUUUACAACGAGGAGAUCAAUGACCUCUUGGCGCUCGGGAGCGAGAAGCUGCCGAUUCACGAGAGUUUAGAGCGUGGUGUGUAUGUGGCUGGUCUACGGGAAGAAAUUGUGAACAGUGCCGAGCAAGUGUUUCAGCUCUUAGAGCUUGGAGAAGCAAAUAGGCAUUUCGGGGAGACAAAUAUGAAUGUAAGGAGCAGUCGGUCUCAUACUAUUUUCAGAAUGGUCAUCGAAAGCAGUGCAAAGAAUCAAAUGGACUCUGGAGAUGCUAUCCGUGUAUCUGUCUUGAAUUUAGUGGAUUUAGCUGGAUCAGAAAGAAUUGCAAAAACAGGAGCUGGAGGGGUGCGCCUUAAAGAGGGAAAGCAUAUUAACAAAAGUUUGAUGAUUCUUGGAAAUGUCAUCAAUAAGUUGAGUGAGAGUGGAAAGCAAAGAGGACACAUUCCCUACCGUGAUAGUAAGUUGACUCGCAUUUUGCAACCUGCACUUGGAGGCAAUGCGAAGACAUCAAUCAUUUGCACUGCUGCUCCUGAAGAGAUCCAUGUGGAGGAAACAAGAGGAACACUUCAAUUUGCAAGUAGGGCAAAAUGUGUCAGCAAUUGUGCUCAAGUAAACGAGAUUUUAACAGAUGCAGCUCUGCUGAAGAGACAAAAACAGGAAAUAGAAGAACUUCGUAAAAAGUUGCAGGGUUCCCAGUCUGAAGUGUUGGAGCAGGUUAUACUAAAGCAGCGCAAUGAUAUGCAUAAGUCUGAACUUGAGCGUGAUCGACUAGCAAUGGAGCUUGAAGAUGAAAGGAAGUUAAGGGAGACGCUAGAGCAACGCUUGGCCGAGCAACAAAAGAUAUUAGAUGGCAUUAACAAUACCAGUAUAUCACCAGAUCAGUUUACUGACUCUACCCAGCUCGAUGCAUUAAAAACUCCAGAUUCCAAGGAGAGAACAGUUGGAUUUGUUGCAAGUCGUGCGACCUAUUCGAAAGAUGUAGAGUUUAGCCCAAUACCAGAAAAUCUAGGGACUAUAGCUGAUGAGGACCUCUGGAUGCAGCUGAACAAGGGGUGCAUUACUGAUCUCGAAAUGCUUGAGAUGACACCUGGUUUCAAAUGUGCUCCAUCCAUAGCUGAAGAUAAAACAUCAGUGGCAACUCCAAACGAGGAGCCUAUCGACGCAAGAUGCCAAAGGCUAGAAAAGGACUGCAGCCAUGAUAGACAGCAGCUGGAGGAUUCAAAGGCGAGGUGCGCGGCGCUCGAGAACGAACGUGACAUGCUGAAGAAAGAAAACUCGUCCUUGCUAGAUGCGCUCGCCGAGUCCAGGCAGGAGGCCGGCCGUCUUGUCGCCGACAAGGAGGAGGUACUCAAGGAGCUGGACAUGGAGAAGAGCAGGAUGGAGGAGCUGAAGCAGGAGAUCAGGCUCUUCAGCCAGGCUUUCUCGCAGAGGCAGGGGCAGCUCACCUCCCUGUACACCAAAUCCAAGGCCAUUGUGGAGAACUGCAAGACGUCCCAGCUGGCGUUGCCCUAAUUGUUCUUCACAGCUGCAGGAGAAGUGUAUGCCUUUGAUCAUCUGCAACCAUCCUUAAUUGCAGAUUACGUGAUUUGUUUGUAAUAGUAGGUGUCAUGUGGUUUGCUAUUCGUGUGCGCUGGGUUUAAAGUGUGCAGGCUCUGUGAAGUAGUGUAUGCCAAAAAAAAAAAAAAGAACAUCUGCUUUGUUUGUGAUUUGGAGGGCAUGGGCUAUGAUUUUCAUUAGGCGUUCUUGAAGUGUCAAGCUGUAUUUGACCUGUGGACGUGCCGUGUUAUUUAACGGCGUAAACCAGAUUCAGAUUGCCAUCAAUGUACCAUAUAUUUCAUACCAGAGUGCAACCAGACA